Molecule: messenger RNA, 1791 nt
Organism: Trichogramma pretiosum
Lineage: Eukaryota; Metazoa; Arthropoda; Insecta; Hymenoptera; Trichogrammatidae
Product: Krueppel-like factor 10
Exons: 2
Coding region: 217-1653 (478 amino acids)
Biological process (GO): regulation of DNA-templated transcription
Cellular component (GO): nucleus
Source: RefSeq, a predicted model, not a curated record
UUGUAGUGAAAGUCUGUCGAUCGGUGGACACGUUUUAGUGUAACAUGUGAUAAGAAGUUUUUAAAGCAUGUGUGAAUAAGAAGCAUCUAUAGAACUGUGUAUUUUUGUUGAAAUAAAUUUGGAGCCAUUAUUUUAUCAAUAUACCAGAGUUACAAAUUUAUAUCAGUGUGGCACUCGUAGAUGUAAAAAAACCAUAACUCGUGAACAACCAGCACCAUGACCAUGGAAGAACGUACCAACAGUAUCGAGGAUGGCGCUCGAACUAUUUCGACCGGUGCUACAAUAAAUUCUUCUAGUCCUAACGGUAUCAAAAACAAAUUAUACGAGUUGACCCCCGGCGACGCAGCUUAUCCACUGCAAAGAACCACUCCAAGCAAGCGGUCAUUCGAUGUCGCGUUUUUGGUAGCACCAGACGAAAAAUUGAUUAAACGACAAAGCGAGAAGUUGGCGAAUUUGCAAUUAUGUACAAAUCGGUUGAUGAAUGAUGCCAUUCGACAGCAGCAGCAGCAGCAGCUGCAACAGCAGGUCGUGUCUAUCGAUAGCGAAGAUUCUCAUGAAUACGAGCAUCACAGUGAUCGGAUACCACAAAAUCUGACCAUCAAACAUUUUGAGGCCAUUAAAAUACGAAGGGCUGAGGAACACCAAUCGCCAACUUAUACAUCUCCAAAAAGAAGAUUGACAUCACCUGCAGAUUUGUCACCAGAACCAUCGCUCAUUCACCCUUUGUACGCUGGGUUACUCAAGAGUCCUAGUCCAAAUAGUUUAUUUCAGCGUACUCAAGUUCGAAAAUUAUUUUCUGAUGAAAGUGCAUCAAAGAGUACUUCUGAUUGCGAUAGUUUGUCCUGUUCGGACACUCGCAGUGCAUUUACAAAAGUCGCAAUUUCUAAUCAACGCAAUGACUUAGUUGAGGUAAAUUCAAAUCUCGUUUUCGAUGAUGGUACUGCUUCGCCAAGAUCUUCGGUCUCACCUGAUGUCAUUGCUUAUCAAAAUAGUUUAAGCCCACCAGUCCCGGUGGGAGCUUUUAGUCCUAAAUACCCUGGUGCUACAACAUCUUUUCCAACAAAAACUCCUCCGUUACCAUAUCCAUUUCUCCUGUCUCCUGAUUCGGUUCAGACAAGUGCAGUACUUGACAAUUUGAAAAUUGGCGCCCAACAGGCACCCAAAACUCCUAGUCCCAAAAGUUCAUCCGUCAAUUUUCGACCAGAAACACCAUCUGUUAAUGGCGUUAACAAUUCUUAUCCACCUUUACCUUACAAUCCAUUAAGCGCGGUGUUUCCCCCAAUCGGCGCUGAGACCCUGACUCGACCAAGAUUUCUAGCUGCUGCGAGUUUAAUACCUUCGUCUCUCGCUGCUCUAGCUCUACCAGCGCAAAACAUUUGUGCUAAGUGUAACUUGUCGUUCCGCAUGACUUCCGAUCUGGUGUACCAUAUGAGGAGUCAUCACAAAAGCGAGCAUGCCGGUGAAUCUGCCAGACGUAGGCGGGAAGAAAAACUGAGAUGUCCGGUCUGCGACGAAAGCUUCCGCGAGAGACAUCAUCUAACUAGACACAUGACAGCACAUCAAGACAAAGAGAGCGAUGCUGUUGUGGAUCAAGUGGAAAUCAAGAGAAGAGCCGCUGCUGCGGCAACUGCCACGAUGCUCCAAGGGAAGUGACGACGCAAGACAACUUUAGAAUUUACUAAUUUGAGCAACUUCGUCAAUUUAGGAGAGCAUGUUUAUCGCGGUUGAACGUAAAACUUCGUAGUUUUUAAGUACCUGGCAGUACUAAAAUCUACGAUUAUGGAGUAAAAG